GAGCCGAGAGGCGCAAGUCGGAGUGGUCGCGAGCUUAUAAAGUGAGGUAAGGUUUUCUGACUUUCAUUCAUGUUUCUUGAGUGAUGAAAGCGAGGAAUGUGCUCUGGACAAUAUAAGUAACGAUGUUUCCGCUCCAUUCGUUGGGUUUAGUUUUCGCGGUGUGCGCAGCUUACGGCAGUGGAGUUACUAAGCCUUCUGGUAUCUCGCAGUUUUGGAUGGACGAUAUAAAAGUUCUCGACCAAAUAUAUGGAAAGACAUCAGAUAAGGAGCUGUACGGGGCCACUCUUCCUCCAAGCAUUCGAUUUGAUAUUGAUCGUGCGAAACAUGUAAAAGCAGAGGCUUCCCAAACAAAGGAGCACUAUGUACCCACGGAAGAAGAAGAUCCAGAUUUCGAUGAACAAUACAAACCUUAUUCAUUCGGAGACCGAUACGCAAAACAAUUUAACAAGAUUCAUAAAAAAGACAAGAUUAAAAAAGAAAAAACCAAAAUUGAAUCACCUCUGCAUUUCGUGGGUUUGUCGAACUUCAAACCGAUAAGUCAAUCGAAUGAUCCAGAAACAUACAACUAUUUGAAACAUCUUGAACAUUUUGAGAAACAAAAUGUUGAACUGCCUGAUACCGAGAGCGGUUUUAAACCCUACAUUGGAAAUAGCGAAGAGGAGGAAGCUUAUAAGAGUAUUCAGGAUAUAUUGGAUGCUCACGAAUCGAACAAAGCACGUAAACCUGAAACCGAAUAUAAUGAUAGUUUGGAAAAAUAUCCAAGAUAUCUACACAAAGAAAACGAUGAAAAGUAUACAAGGUAUGCAGCGAAAGCAGUGCCGACAAAAAAUAAAAUUAGGUUUUUGAAUAACAAUAGUUUGAACUCAAGGUGUCGUACAGGAAGAUGCAGGAAACGUAGUUCAAGUUCAUAUCGUUAUACUUCCAGACCAUACAUAAGAAAAAUAAAGCGCAUAAGAAUCGCAUGAGCCAUAUCAUUCUAAUUGUUAAUGCCUUGUUUUUAUAGAUUUAUGUAUCUUAAUGUUCGGUUUGUUAGUGAUAAUCUUAGAUGUGGUAGAAUUAUGCUACAGUAAUGCUCUGUUAACUGAAGCGAAUAAUUGUGCAAUUUUGUCAGAUUUUUAUUUUUUAAAGUAUAAAUUGAUGGCCUAGAUUUGCAAAAUGUUUGUUUAUUAAAAAGAGACUGUAAUAUCGAUUGUGCAAUAUUUGUGAGACCUUAUAGUAGUUAUGUAGUAAUAGAUAUUGAAAGUAUUUAAUUUUGUAAUUUAUUAAUAUAAUGUUGUUAUUGAUUUUG
Zerene cesonia (dogface butterfly) is the source of this 1288-nucleotide messenger RNA. RefSeq lists its product as uncharacterized. The coding region runs from base 123 to 965 and encodes 280 amino acids. The transcript has 3 exons. The record is from RefSeq and is a predicted model, not a curated record. NCBI's taxonomy places the organism in Eukaryota, Metazoa, Arthropoda, Insecta, Lepidoptera, Pieridae.